AUGAAGUGGACCGACGAUUUUGUCAUUCAAUUCAUAAAUACUUGUGAACAAUACCCUGAGCUGUGGGAUGCAACAAACUCCCAAUGUAAAAUAAAAUUUAAAAAAAGUGAAGUGUGGGAUUCCAUCGCGACAGACCUCGGCGUGGAUGUGGCCGAAUUAAAAAAAAAAAAAAAGACCAGCUUAUUAGCCACUUACAGAAAAGUCCGACAGAUGAAGACUCUGAUUGGGAAGUCUUGCGCUGGGGUUGAGGAAGUUAACGCUCCAAAUUGGUUCAUUUUCAAAGGAUUUGAAUUUCUGCACUGCAAAUAUCAGCUGCGGAAGACAAUCAACACAGAUAUAAGUAAAAUAUAUUUAUUUUUGGAAAUAAAAAGGGCCGAAGAUCCUCGUAUAGGAGAGGCAUACAAUGCACUACAAACUGCUUUAUCUAAAACUAGAGACGAGUUUGACGCCUAUGGAGAGUACAUAGUGAACAUUAUACGGUCCAUGGACAACAGAACACGUGCUUUUGUUAAAAAAGAAUUUUCCGACACGAUUUUCAGAGCAGAAAGCGCCUGUUUCGAACAUUCUAGACCAAGUUCAACCAACAGCAACUACAGUUGCUCGUCGCAUUUACCGAUUUCUUCAACUCAACAAGUUCAUGCCCAUGAGCAGAUGCAAAGCAACUUCCAACAGACAUUUACUUCUACUUCUGACAACACCGAACAAGGCUUUCCACAUUUUCUGGAUCUGCUUGAUUUAUAA
Schistocerca piceifrons (Central American locust) is the source of this 741-nucleotide messenger RNA. RefSeq lists its product as uncharacterized. NCBI's taxonomy places the organism in Eukaryota, Metazoa, Arthropoda, Insecta, Orthoptera, Acrididae. The transcript has 2 exons. The record is from RefSeq and is a predicted model, not a curated record. The coding region runs from base 1 to 741 and encodes 246 amino acids.